AUGCACAGGAUCAGUAUUCAAAGAUUUCUUGAAGCAGUAAAAAGUGUCAGUUCAUUAAAUAAUUGUAGAGCCAUUAGUAAUUGCAAGACUUUUAUUUAUAAUACUGAUGUGGAAGUGGCAAAAAGAAAUGGGUUACCAAUUGUGGCUUUAGAAUCUACAGUUAUUACUCAUGGGAUGUCAUAUCCUGAUAAUUUAAAGACAGCUCUUAAAGUCGAAGAUGCAAUUAAAAAAAAAGGUGCUAUACCUGCAACUAUAGGGAUUAUAAAUGGGCAGAUACAUGUUGGUUUAAAUGAGGAACAAUUGCAAUCAUUAGCUAUAAGAGAUUCAGGAAGAACAAUUAAAUGUUCAUCCAGAGAUAUAUCAACAGCUGUUGCUCAAAAGCUAAAUGGAGGAACAACUGUUAGUGCAACAAUGUGUAUAGCAAAUUUAUCAGGUUUGCCUAUAAUGGCAACUGGAGGUAUUGGUGGUGUUCACUUUGGGGUAGAGUCAUCUUUUGACAUUAGUACUGAUUUAAUAGAGCUUGGUCGUACUCCUGUAGCUGUGGUGUGUUCUGGUGCUAAAUCUAUCUUAAAUAUUGAAAAAACAUUAGAAUAUUUGGAAACUCAAGGAGUUCCAGUUAUAAAAAUUGGUGAAACAAAUUAUUUUCCUGCAUUUUACUGCACUGAAACAAUUCAAAAACUAAAAGCACCACAUAGAGUAUCAAACUCAAAAGAAGCAGCAAACAUUCUAAGAACACAGAGGAAAUUAGGUCUUCAAACAGGAUUACUGUUUGCUGUUUCCAUUCCUGAAAAAUAUGCAUUAGAUUCUGAAGAAAUGGAAUCAGCCAUACAUAAAGCUUUGGAAAAUGCAAAGUGUAAAAAUAUAAGAGGAAAAAAUGUAACACCAUUUUUACUAGAGGAAUUAAAUAAAAUCACACAUGGUCAAUCACUUCAAUCUAACAUGGCGCUCAUAGAAAACAAUGCAAGUGUGGCAGCAGAAAUUGCAGUGAAUCUUGCUAAGAAAAAUUUUCAAGGUUCUAUCAGCACCAGUGCAUCCCAGUGCCUUCUGACACCAAAACAAAAUCCAAUUGUAAUUGGUGGAGCUAUAAUGGAUACCAUAUUGCAAGUGAAGGAAUCUGAGAUAAUAAACGAUGGUAGAAUGUACGCUGGUAGAAGCAGAGAAAGUUGCGGCGGAGUCGGACGAAAUAUCGCCAAUUCCUUGAUCAGCCUUGGUCUGAAUGCUACUCGGUUAAUAUCCGCCGUUGGUAACGACCAGCCUGGGAAAGCUAUAAUUAAAAGUCUAGGAGAUGAUGGUGGCCACACCGUCGAGCAGUUGUCAAAUAUGAAUACUGCUAGGUGUGCAGUGAUCAUAGACCACAGAGGCGACUGUCGUUUGUUAAUCAGUGAGAUGGAUGUGCUCGCUAAUAUCAAGGCAGAUGUAGUGAAGAAGCAUAAAUCGUACGUGGAGAACGCCAGUUUUAUUAUUCUCGAUGGAAAUCUACCGUUUGAGACGAUUCGAUACGUCUUGGACCUUGCAGCAUCCUCAAAAAUUCCAGUUUGGUAUGAACCUACGGAUACGUUAAAGGCAACAACACUAUUUGAAGCAAAAGGACAAUGGCAAAAUGUUUUGCACUUUAUAUCUCCAAAUAAAAAUGAACUGGCAGUCAUUGGAAAAUAUUUUGGCAUACCAGUACCUGACAAUGAAUUAGCGAUGGACAUAGAAAUAGUGAAAGCAAUUGCAGAACAACUAGCUGAAUUUAUACCAGUGGUUAUAAGUACAUUAGGAUCAGAAGGAGUAUUGGUCGUUCGUAAAGCCUUGGGAAAUGAUCCUUUUUAUGAUAAAGAAGGUAAAUUGGUUGCUCAUACUGUGAUCAAUUCUCGUUUAUAUCCGCCUCUAUCUCAUAUUUCCGACGAUUCAAAUGAAACAUUAAGCGUAAGCGGUUGUGGCGACUGUCUUACUGCUGGAAUAAUUUAUGGGAUUCAUAAAAAUUUCGAUGAAACUACUUGUCUUUCUUUGGCUCUAAAAGCAGCCUCACUUUCUUUAGUUUCAUUAGACGCGGUUCCUGCUUCACUUUCAUCAUUAUGCAAUGAUAUAAAAUGUUGACGAUCGUUGACAAUUAUUAGGAAUAAUAAGCAUCGACAAAAAUACUUUGUACUUUAUAUGGAAAACUUUUUAAAAUGGAAUAAAUAAAUGUUUGGAAUUAUAAUAAUGUUCAACACUUUU
This is a messenger RNA of Habropoda laboriosa, 2202 nucleotides long. RefSeq names its product pseudouridine-metabolizing bifunctional protein C1861.05. Gene Ontology annotation, molecular function: pseudouridylate synthase activity. Lineage: Eukaryota; Metazoa; Arthropoda; Insecta; Hymenoptera; Apidae. The record is from RefSeq and is a predicted model, not a curated record. The transcript is spliced from 9 exons. The coding region runs from base 1 to 2082 and encodes 693 amino acids.